Molecule: messenger RNA, 5212 nt
Organism: Paralichthys olivaceus (Japanese flounder)
Lineage: Eukaryota; Metazoa; Chordata; Actinopteri; Pleuronectiformes; Paralichthyidae
Source: RefSeq, a predicted model, not a curated record
AUGUUUUUUAACAGUGACAUCGGCACAGCAUUGCAGCACUCACAGUUUGGCUCGGGCUCCGGCCUCUUUCACUACGAGCGUCUGGGUUGCCGCGGGGAUGAGAACACCCUGAGCAGGUGCCGGAGCAGGACGUUCGUCACCGGUGACUGUAGUCAUGGAAACGAGGCGGCUGUGCUGUGCGCGCCACCAGAAGGCAGUGGUCCUCCGCUGCGUUUGGUCGGAGGCGAGGAAGACUUUGAAGGUCGAGUGGAGGUGUUUCACACUGGAAGGUGGGGCUCGGUCUGCGAUGACCAGUGGGACGACAGAGAUGCUGAGGUGGUGUGCAGGCAGCUGGGUUUUGGGGGUGUAGCGAAGGCCUGGUCGUGGGCUCACUUCGGUCAGGGCUCAGGCCCGAUCCUGCUCGAUGCCGUGAAGUGCACAGGAAACGAGCUCUUCUUGGAUCAGUGUCCGCAUGGUGACUGGGAGCAACACAACUGUGACCACAUGGAGGAUGCUGGGGUCUCAUGCAGCCCUUACACUGAUGGCGUGGUGCGUCUGGUGGGAGGAGACAGUCCCUGGGAGGGUCGAGUCGAAGUUUUACACAACGGUGACUGGGGGACGGUGUGUGACGACCGCUGGACCCAGCAGCAUGCAGAGGUGGUCUGCAGACAGCUGGGCUACAGGGGUCACGCUGAGGUCGUGUCAGACGGCACCUUCGGGGAGGGUGUCGGUCUGAUCCUGCUGGACGACGUGCACUGCGAGGGAUCUGAGACCUCCCUACUGGACUGUCCGCAUGGGAUCUGGGGGCGGACCGACUGCUCUCACAGCGAGGACGUCGGCGUUCGCUGCAGGGGACGAUUCGGCCUUGAGACCAAUGAGGUGCCGGUUAUCGCACCUUCCACAGGUCCCCUGGUGCGUCUUGUGGGUGGCAGCAGCAGAAAGGAGGGUCGAGUGGAGGUGUAUCUCCAUGGUGACUGGGGGAGCAUCUGCGACUCGGGAUGGAAUGACCUGAACGCCGCCGUAGUGUGCAGACAGCUCGGACACAGUGGUGGAGCGGUAGCAGCCGGAGGGUUCGGUCAGGGGAAAGGCCCCAUUCACCUGGACCAGGUGAGGUGCACGGGGAAGGAGGAGUUCCUGGGAGAGUGUCCGUCCCUGGGUCAGAGCUUCCAGGGCUGCAGACGCAGGGACGACGCCGGGGUGAGUUGUGACAUCGCGCCGCGGGAGUCCCCGGCGCAGGCCAAGCCUCAGGAGCAGAGCUGUGGGCUGAGGAAGCUGGUGGAGGAGGAUAGCAAGAGGAGGAACCGAGGAGAGGAGAACAUGCUCACGACCACGUGGCCAUGGCAGGUGUCAGUGUGGCUUCAAUCCCAAGAGAAAGAUGGCGGUCCUCUCUGCAGUGGCACUCUGAUCAGCCCCUGCUGGGCGCUGACCUCUGCUCACUGUGUCAGCAGGUUUGGUAGCGACCCCUCCCAGUACGUGGUGCGUGUCGGGGCGUCGGAGCAGACUCUCACUCCGGAGCAUGUGGUCGUUCACCGGAAGUACAAGGGUCAGAGCGGAGGUCAUGACCUGGCUUUGUUGAAGCUGCCCAGCGCCAAGGGUCACUGUCUGACCUUUGACCCUGACACGAACGCGGCAUGCCUUCCUGCUGCUGAUACGGGAUCAGGGGGAAACAAUCCAUCCUCUUGUGUUGUCAUGGUUACUGCUGGAUGGACAGGACCAGACUCCGUUCUUGCAUCCUGGGUCCCUCUGAUGUCGUCAUGGCAAUGUAAGAAGCGCUAUGGCGAUAGUUUCUCCAGUCACGGCACUCUGUGUGCUGGCAGUCCUCCAGACACUAGUCUCCUCCAUGGCAACAGUUGUCAGGGUAACUCCGGAGGCGGGCUGGUUUGUCAACGUGAGACUGGUCGAUGGGUCCUCACCGGGGUGGUUGCCGGGGGUUUCAGCUGUGCUGACCCUUCCUCCCCUGCGCUCUACACUCGAGUCAGCCGCUUCAGGGGCUGGAUCGACGAGGUCAUCAACAUGACGGAGCAUUCGGAGGAACCGCAGACGCAGACACAAGAAGAUGUGACGCACAAUGAUGUAACGCACACAACCCAUGAAGGGCACACACACAGCGAGGGCGAAGAUAAUUACCUACACAUGCACGAUCAACAACAGACAAACGAAAUUGGUGAGAUCAAACUGAAACACGCCCACACUCAUCAUUCGCACACCAAUCAGCACGGCAACACACACACCAAGAGCUCACAUGCCCACCAUGAAGCAGACACAAACACACAAAUCCUGGUCUGAUUGAGGCCGCGCCAUUGGCUUACCAUCUGUGCCAUGUGACCGCCUGAGGAGGAGGAGGAGGGUGAAAGGAAGGCCAAAAAGAAAGAUGCUCUUAAUUUAAAAAGUAAAAAAACGACCGUGUCUGUGCUAAUUUCAGAUCUGAACAAAGUGUUUGCAGCUUCUUAUCGUCAGACGAGCACAGCGAUGUAAAUGGUAAAUGGUCUGUAUUUAUAAUGCGCUUUUCUGGUCUUGAAGUGCUUUACACUACAGCUUUUUGCCAUUCGAUGUGGACAGAUGUUUCCAAAAGAUGAUGACGGCAGAGUGUGUGGGUGACGUCUGGUGUUUUACAUGUGAGUUACAGACAUUUACGAGCCAGAACAACGGCCGAUCUGUCGGCAGCGUGCUGAUGAGGGCCUUACACCGAUACCGAAAAUCAAAAAAUCAGCAUGGCAUGUAUUGUAAGGACAAUAGUGUUAGCAUAAGAACGUCCGCGGGACAUUUCUGAGAUGGUCACACAAGAAUCUAUGCUAAAAUUAACCUCUUAUCGUGUGUCUUCAUGUGUCAGCUGUUAGAAGAUUUCUACAAACUAACCAUCAGAGCAUCUAUAGCAUAAAGGCUGACUGCAUAUCAUCAGUGUCCCUCUGAGAUUAUACAUGUGGGUGAUUUUGCGUAUAUUUUAAACAGGGCUCCUCUCUUCAGGCUGUCUUUUACCUUUAUUGGUGCAAGUGCUGUUGUUUAUUUAGACCCACGACUAAGCUACUGUAUUUAACCAGGGACCACACCAGUGAUUCAGCAGCUUUGUGUGUUUUUAUUAUCAGUGACUUAUAUUCAACACUGAUGCUGUCGAGCUUCAGGGCAACAAAAAAAGGAAUCUGAAAGAUUACAGUGACAUCAAAUGGCUCAUUUCUGUGGUUUUCUUUGACCAUUGGAAUUUAACUCACUAUUGUUCCCAAUUAUAAUUAUUACAGGGAAUGAAAAACCUGAGGGUAAAUCAAUACAGGAAGCAACUGGGAGAUCAAAGUCUUGCAAACACAUAUCAGAGGUAAUAAAGAGAAAUGAAACAUCAGGAAAUCUGUCUUGAAGAUAAGAUGAAGAAGAACUUUGUUCAUCCCAAAGUUAAUUCUUGUGCCAGAUAAUCCUCCCAAAACUCACCUUAUUAGAACUGCCUUUAAUAUUUGCUUUAACAUUUAAAUAUUUCAUUUUAAUUUGAUAUUUUCCUUUAUAUUAUCUGUACAUUUAUCUGAAAACACACUCUCGAAUUAUUAUUAGUAUUUUUAAUAGAAGAAGUAGAAGUAGUAGUAGUAGCAGCAGUAAUAGUAGUACCCUCCAACCUCAAACACACAUAAAACUACUUUGAUAAUAUGAUUUUUGCCACCACUACUACACCAUUACUACUACAACUACUACUACUAAUAAUAAAAAGAUAAUAAUUGGAGGGUACUUUUUAAGAUUAACUGACACAGCAGAUAAUACAUGAGAAAAAUCUAAAAGGAAAAAGAACUCUUAAUCAUUUUGAUUAUUAUUAUUAUUAUUAUUAGUGGUAGUAGUAGUGGUAGUGGUAUUAGUAUUAGCAGUUGUACCUUCUGCCCUCACAAACAGUAAACUAGUUUUGUAAUAAUGUAUAAUGGGUACCACUUUCUGAAUGAGGCACCUAUUGUUAAGGCUUUAGAUAACUGUAUUUAAUGGCUUUAUCUGUGGUUAGUAAAUUUACUUGCAAUUUAUGAACCAGUUGAGCAUGUGACACAACUUUAGUGUUACUCUUUUUAAUCACAGAUGACUCACUAACUUGUGAAACAGAACUCGUGACCUGUGAAUGUUAAUGAUGCGUUAACGUUUAGAAAAGCAGACUAGAGGAAGGAACGUUUCCCGACUCUCCAAACUAAAAUCAGCAAUAAUUGUAUUAACCAUUAAAAAAAGUCAUUACUUACAGGCAAAAUUUUAGUUUUCUGUGAAAAAGUUUUGUCUUUUUCUUGCACUUUCACUUCAUAUUGUAAGUGCAACAAUGUUCUUGAAAGUAUAUUCACCUCUUUCCCAGUAGCUUUUGGCGUCCAUUGAUUUUCUUGCAUUAUGAAAAUCAAUGAGCUGACUCCUGAAACAUCGUAAAACCUGAAGAUAUUUACUUUUUUGCCAAAGUUUCAUAAUUGGUGAGAGGCGCUGCAGCGCAGAUCAAUUAAACUGCAUUACCACAACAUUAAUGGACUUUUUUGAAAAUCAUCUUGCAGGAUUUGAUUGAUUUCUAUUCUAAAGGGGAAACAAAGGAAACAGUGGCUGCAUGGAAAACUGGAAAAUACACUGCAUAGAAAAAAAACCUGAAACACAAAACUCGCAAACCCCCCCACCGGUGUGGUCCUUUAAACUUGUACAGGACAAUUCUCUCCUCUCAAAGCCAUCGGAAGCCGAGUGUCGCGUCAUGAUUGGCUCUAGUUAGAUAAACGAGUAGGCAGAUAGACAGGUAGAUAGCUGCUGCUACCAGAGAUUAGAUAGUGAGUGUUCUGCAUUUUUAGAUAGCUGAACUGUGGACGUGUAAUGUUGUCUGGUCAGUUGUUGGCUGAGCAGAUGUGUGAUCUGUCCAGAAGAGGGCGACGUUGCUCUAUUUUCACAGGGUCGCUGGGUAAAGCUUAGGCCCUGGUGGAUCUUUUUUUAUACUCUCGCUGUAAGUGUGCGGACUUGACUUGUGCUUUGUUGUACUGUGACCUACUGUGUCGUGAAGCAUCUUGUAACCAUCUUGUAACCCCCCCCAUGCCUGUUGUUAGGACCCCUGUACAUAAACCCUGCCCCCCAGAGACUCGACGUGUGGCCCUGCAGAUCCUGUGGGUUCGUGUAAAUACUGUACGUCUACGGUCAGAUGGAGAGGGAGCAGAAAGCAAGUGUUAAAGAAUGAGGCCUACUUUUAACUGUUACACCCAUCAGCUGUUCCUCAGUGUUAUGUGCUGAAUCAUGGUUGAGUAUUAAAACAUAUACCUGCAAA